AUGACCGAAUUUCAGGAACUUCUAGAAUCAGGCAUACUCUCGCAUUACAGUGGAAGAAAUAAGACAACAAACGAGACGUCUACAAAGCAUAAAACUUAUGUCACUGUUAACUCGAAAACUGAUCCCCUUCCCGGAGACCCUAUCAUUUUUACAUCAGGAACCUACAAAAACGUGAGUGAAGUAGAGAAAGACAUCAUAGAAACUUUGGACGACCAAUGCAAUGAGAGCGUAAAAAUAGUUGGAGUUGAGUGGUGCUAUCCUUUUUGCCUUGGUGGCUACAAUGACGUACAGUGCCUUAUCUUUACCACAGAGGAAUGCCCUGAGAGACCAGAGGAACUGCACGAAGAAGAAGAAAAAAAUGAUUCGCAAAAAGGACAGCGCGAGCAUCACGAAGGACAAGGGGAAGAUCGCCAACAGGAACAGGUGCAAGAAAUCGCACCAACAGCACAGGAACUGCAACAGCGUGAGGAACUGCAAGGUGAUGGUGAACAAGAUGCGCAACAGAUUGAGAACGAAGAUGAGGAAUCCUCGCAUCGAAGUACGCGCUGUCCCUUGGACAUCGGUUGUGCCUAG
Cylicocyclus nassatus is the source of this 573-nucleotide messenger RNA. NCBI's taxonomy places the organism in Eukaryota, Metazoa, Nematoda, Chromadorea, Rhabditida, Strongylidae. The record is from the annotation of a GenBank genome assembly.